Messenger RNA from Caenorhabditis auriculariae, 2256 nucleotides. The record is from the annotation of a GenBank genome assembly. NCBI's taxonomy places the organism in Eukaryota, Metazoa, Nematoda, Chromadorea, Rhabditida, Rhabditidae.
AUGUCCGAUCGCGGAGACUAUUUCGAAAUUCUCGAACCUGAGGCUUCGGCUCCGUUUCUGGCGCAGGAUAUGGCCCUUCUGCGUAGCAGUACCAACAGCUCCCCCUCCUCACCCAUUGUUUUUGAAAGUUUGAUUUUUUCUAUCUUCCUACUCGGCUUUUUUACUUGAUUCGGCAAGACUUUCAAAAACGCUGCGGUUUAAAUCAGAACUAUAAGCUUUCGUUUCAAGUGUCGCUGAUGACCAAUGUCAAGUAGCGCAAGCCGUUUCAUGGUCCGUAACAUCAAAAUCGGCCCGAAUCGACUAUUUUUUUUUGCGUUCUGACCAGCAUUCGUUUCAGCCUUCAACCCAACCGUUGAAAUGUUCAAUAGGUGGAGCAACCUUUUCAAAACGUGUCCCCGGUGCGAGCAAAAAUAUGGUAUCUUUUCUUACUUUGAGCUAGAAAAAAAAGGAAAUUUCAUGAAGACAUGGAGAGAUCAGCAGCGGCUAGAAGAGACGCCAGAGAGUCAGAGCUGCUCUCGUUCUCUGGCGUCUCUUCAAGCUGGCUCUCAUCUCAUUAUUUCGCCUUUUAUAGUGGAUUUUACUUACAACUAUUUUUGUUUCAGAUGGAAUUUAUCGCGACCCUUACUCCGACGCCGGGGGCCGUUGGAUGUGCGGCGUUUGCUUCUGCCAACUCAAGUUCGAAAUGAACUUUUUCUCCAUUUUCUACAACUUCAAUUCAGAAAGAAAAUAACCUCUUUGACACAUCCAAUCAACAGCUACCAUCGUGUCAAUCUCAGGACUUCCGAAAAAUGUUAUUUUUUUUAUCGGAUUAAAAAAGUAAAUUUUUCAAUUUCAGUGGACUUGCAAGCUCAAACUCAGACUAGGAGAAAGGUUAGGUGUUUUUCUUAAGAAAAUUUUCUUCAAUUCAACCAAGUUUCAGUACGGAGGAAAGUGCACCGAAUGCGAAUCUUGGGUGCCCAACUUGCGGAUUUGUACGGAUUGCCGUCGGACAGUCAGAGUCGAACCAACGGAAGAACGUCCAUAUGAUAAGAUAAAAAGGACUUUCAUCGAGGUGAAUUAUGAGUUUGAACAAGAAUAGGAAAGAUAGAUCUGUGAAAAAAACUUGAAACGCUGAAGCAAGGCAAAAAGUUUUUUCGAAAACUCCCCGAAAAUUUAUUUCUGACAAGAAGGAAGUCCCAAGUUUCAAUCUAACACAAAAAAGGAGAAAAUUUCAAAUGGGAUUUCAAAAAAUGACUUUUUUUUAGCUUGCGAGUCAAGCCGUGUGCAGUGACUGUUUCCUCGACGGUCUUCAUUCCGGACACACGGGGAUCACUCUUUUCAACCUUUUGGUCUGUUUUGAUUAUCAGUUCUGAAAAAAAAAGCGGUAUUCUUCAAUAAGAUCCAACACUCCUCUUCUUCAAAGUUUUAAACGAAGAUUUAUUUUAUCAACUUCAAAAAAAAAAAUUAAUUUCCAACAAACUCAGUGACGUAUCAUCGAUUUCCAAAAAGCCUCUGAACAGAAAAUGGCAAUUAUUAAAUUUUAUUCUAAGCAUAUGCGCUCUGUGGCGAAGACAAAAGCUUACUCGGUUCUCGGUAAUGGAAACCUAUUGCCGUGUUCAAAGUGAUUCCGCGAAAUUCAAAAUAGCCGUCAGAGAAAGAGAAAGAUAACUAAAUUUUGGAGGGUCAGAGACCAUUUUGCAUUUCGCGGAAAUUACUUUGAACACGGCAUAUGUUCCUGAGCAAAUAAAGUGGUCACUUGAGAGUUCUGGCGCCUCUGAAGGGAUCACUAGAAAAGCUCAGAAGCAUCCGGGGCGCGUCCGGUUUGCAUUAUCAAAGACCGUGUGAAAAAGAGAAAUUUUUGUUCUCAGUGCUCGAAACUUGAACUUAAAGACUUUUUCCUUUUUCUUUAAAGAAAAAAUCUUUAGAUGACGAGAAAAAUUAAAAAGAAUUUCAGGAGAAGUCAUCGGAAGGAAUUGUCGGAAGGAAAAGAACUGAAAAACGCAAACCGGUGAAUGAUUCUUUCUUCCCCUUCAAAACCAAUAAUCCUCUCAGAAUGUCGAAUCUCUGGAGGAGCCCAUGGGCAGAAUGACUGUCAGCGAGAUGGAAGACGCCGAGGGGCUGAUUAAGAAGUUGAACAUGGGCCAAGAAGAGUUGGAAGAGCCGAUGAAGAAUUUGAAUGUCAGCGAAGAAGAAGAGGUCGAAGCGCCGAUGAUCAGGUUGAACGUGAGCUUGGAGGAAGAAGCUGACGAAACUGAGGAUGCAAACAAUAAUCAUUGA